Molecule: messenger RNA, 4323 nt
Organism: Oncorhynchus masou masou (cherry salmon)
Lineage: Eukaryota; Metazoa; Chordata; Actinopteri; Salmoniformes; Salmonidae
Gene: slc27a1a
Product: solute carrier family 27 member 1a
Exons: 12
Coding region: 885-2831 (648 amino acids)
Biological process (GO): phosphatidylethanolamine biosynthetic process; phosphatidylcholine biosynthetic process; negative regulation of phospholipid biosynthetic process
Cellular component (GO): plasma membrane; mitochondrial inner membrane
Molecular function (GO): long-chain fatty acid transmembrane transporter activity; fatty acid transmembrane transporter activity; long-chain fatty acid-CoA ligase activity
Source: RefSeq, a predicted model, not a curated record
AAGGACGAUACUAUUUGGGCGGUGCGGUUGGUGGUCGUCGCAAUGCAAUAACAUUCAAUAUGGAGUACAUAGUACUGUGGUUCUUAUAUUUCGGCUACUACAAAUAGAUAAGUAUCCAAUAACUGUCUAGUCAUUCCAUCAUUUAGUGAAUCUGCUAUUUCGGAAUUCUUUAGAGCGCGUAGGCUAUGUUUUUGAUGUUCAUAAAUUGAUGCAUUGUUACAGGAGAGACGUUGAUCUGAUAACAAUUUGGUGCGGUGACAGUUAAACUGUUGUAACAUUUAGAUACGUAUUAAUGUAGCAAUAUUUCAAAUGAUGAAUGUUAUCCUCGCAACAGCGUGUGGUGGCGAUUCUAAUUUGUAUACAAGCCUGGUAGUGGUUAAAGCGCUAUUGAACGUUUUGUAGAAUACUCGGUUACUAGGUGAAAGGUUAGGGACAUUGCUCUCAAAUUGUUCGUCGUCGGGUCGUGUAUGAUCAUAGGUAAGAGACUCGGCCUACGUUCUGUAGGCAACGCUGCAUUAUAUGAUAACAUUUUUGCACAGUGCACUUUAACUAGCCAGCCUAAAACAACAAAUAAAUCACGGUUCAAACACCAACUAUACAGUAUGUAAUCCAAUAAAUCAUGCUAUAAGGUCGUGACUACCUCGCAUUUAAUUUUAAUUCAUUACACAUAUUUACAUUUUCACUGUUGAAAUUAGUCAAGUUAGUCAUUUUUAUGAGAGACUGGUCCAAAAGCACUCUUACCUCUCUGUCCUCCACUGCCACGUGUAGUACACCCUCUUAUCCUUACCCCUCUGCCAUUACAUUUUAACACCAUGCUGUAGGCCUGUCUCGCUCACUUAUCCCACCCUUAUAACCCUUUGAAACUCCUCUCCUCCACUGCUAGGAUGCGCAAUGCAGCGAGUGCCUCUUUGUCUCUGGGAUCGCUGGGUCUGCUGCGUCUCUUCGGGGUCCCCUGGUCCUGGAGCUUAGCAGCAGGCUUCGGGGUCUUUCUGGGCACAGGUGGUUGGAAGUACCUCUACAUCGUAGUCCGUACUGCCAAAAGAGACCUAAAUGGCCUUUACGUGUUGUUACGAGUCAAGAUAGCCUUGUGGCACCACCUACGGCGCAACAGCAAUAUCCCCUCCAUCUUUGCCCAGACGGUGAAGCAGCACCCAAAUAAACCCGCCCUCAUCUAUGAUGCCACAGGAGAGACGUGGACCUUCACCCAGCUGGACCUGCUGUCUAACGCUGUGGCCCAAUGGGCUCUGGCCCAGGGCUGGGCCCCGGGGGAUGUGGUAGCCCUCUUCAUGGAGAGCCGGCCCUUGCAGGUGGCCCUCUGGCUGGGCCUGGCCAAGGUGGGGGUGGAGGCAGCACUCAUCAACUUCAACCUGCGGAGGGACGCUCUCCUGCACUGUGUUGGAGUGUCUGUGUCCAGAGGGAUCGUGUUCGGAGCCGAGCUGGCUGGUGCCAUGUUGGAGGUGAGCUCAUCCCUGAGCCCGUCGAUGGUGCGGUUUUGUACAGGAGAGCUCAGUGUAGACUGUCUGGCCUCCCUGUCUGCCCAGAAUCUGGACUAUAUCCUGGCCUCGGCCCCUACACUGCCCCCUCCUCCCUGCAUCCCACCCAAGAGCUUCAAUGAUCGUCUGUUCUAUAUAUACACCUCAGGCACCACAGGACUCCCGAAAGCUGCUAUAGUGGUGCACAGUCGGUAUUACCGUAUCGCUGCUUUUGGCUACCAUGCUUUCCGCAUGCGCCAGGAUGACAUCAUCUACGACUGCCUUCCCCUCUACCACUCUGCAGGUAAUAUCAUGGGUGUGGGCCAGUGUCUCAUCAAUGGACUCACUGUGGUGGUGAAGAAGAAAUUCUCAGCCAGUCGCUUCUGGGAAGAUUGCAUCAAGCACAACUGCACUGUGGUGCAGUACAUAGGGGAGAUCUGUCGCUACCUGCUGUCCCAGCCGGUGCGGCCUUCUGAAAAGGGUCACCGGGUUCGCCUGGCGGUGGGGAAUGGGCUGCGUCCUAGUGUCUGGGAGGCCUUCACCGAACGCUUUGGUGUGGCCCAGGUAGGGGAGUUCUACGGAGCCACCGAAUGCAACUGUAGCAUCGCCAACAUGGACGGCAAGGUGGGAGCUUGUGGGUUCAACAGCCGCAUCCUGCCCAAUGUGUACCCAAUCCGCCUCAUGAAAGUGGAUGAGGAGACCACGGCGCUGGUGAGGGACAGGCAUGGCCUGUGUGUGCCCUGCCUUCCUGGGGAGCCAGGGCUGCUGGUGGGAAGGAUCAACCAACAGGAUCCGCUACGGAGGUUUGAUGGCUACGCCAACCAGGAUGCCACCAGGAAGAAGAUCGCCAACAAUGUCUUCAAGAAAAAUGACUCGGCAUAUCUGUCAGGGGAUGUGUUGGUGAUGGAUGAGCUGGGCUACAUGUACUUCCGGGACCGCAGUGGAGACACGUUCCGCUGGAGAGGAGAGAACGUCUCCACCACCGAGGUGGAGGGAACACUGAGUGGUCUGCUGGGCCAGGCCGAUGUGGCUGUGUAUGGGGUAUCUGUACCAGAUGUGGAAGGGAAGGCAGGGAUGGCUGCCAUCGCAGACCCAACAGGGACAUUUGACUGUGAUGUGUUCCUGCGAGAGGUCCAACAGGCCCUGCCCCCUUACGCCCGUCCCGUGUUCCUACGCAUCUCCCCACAAGUAGACACCACAGGUACCUUUAAAAUCCAGAAGACCCGGUUGCAGAGGGAGGGAUACGAUCCGCGCUUAUCAACCGACCAGAUUUACUUUUUGAACUCCAGAGCAGGGCGUUAUGAGGCUGUGAAUGAGGAGCUACACAGUGCUAUAGUGGAGGGUAGAAUGGCUCUAUGAGAUGGACUAUUUUAAGCUGGGUUUACACAUGUUUAUGAGGCUGCUUUGAGCCACAGCUUGUUGUAGCUACGUUAAAUCUAAUCACAUAACUGUUUUCGCGAGACACGGUGGUAUGGACAAUCCUUACGACCAAGUGAAGAAUCUUGUAGUGUGUGACCCCUGUCUGUGCCACAUUGUUGAGUAUGGCACCACUAAGUUGGCAAGACAACAAAAUACGACAGGAAAGAUGGUCGUUUAGUGCCGAGAGGCUCAGCCAUGUUAGGAUCAUGAAAGUCAUGUAGUGCACACCGGCUUUAGGAAAGUGACUGUCAAGGUGUCAGAUACUGGAGACUGUGAUAUGCUGGAGUGGAAAGUCUUAUCAUGCCUUUAUAAUGCAUUGUAAGACUUGUCAUAAGCAUGCAUGACCCCAUAUGUCUUAUCAACUCAUAAUGAUCCUGUCUCAACUUGAUAUGUUCAUACAUUGUGAAAAAUAACAUAGUAUUAUAAAGGCUCAUCUGUGCUUAGAACACGUUAUGAAGCAUUACACCUGCAGGCUUUAAGUAGUGUUAUUGCUGAAGUCAACAUGUAUUAGUGUUGCUCCCUGGAUCUAGUCUAGAUCAGGGGACUGAAGGGCUACUGAUCAAUCAAUAGGGAAACCUUAGUACUGUUACAAAACCAUGUUUUAACACUGUAUCAAUAACGUCCAAGGACAAGGUUGGAUGAGGGCUUUUUCCCCCGUUUGUAUUUCUUCAUUUGUGUUUCUUAGUUUAGCCAAAUGAAAACAUUCAAGCCUUCAACAUUACAAUGCACAUAGAGCAGAGCACGUUUUCACAUGAAACCAGGAUGUCUGUUACAAUGACAGCAUUUGUCUGUUUGUUACAAUGAGAGUGUAAAGGAAAUGAGAGCUGGGACUGAAUAUACCACAGUUGUUGAGAUACCAGUCUCUUGAAGAUUGUGUUCCAGGCUAUUUGCUCCCAACCUUGUAAUAGUAGUGUGCCACCAUGUAAUGAACAAAAUGCUGAACUGAACAGUACUUGAGUGUCCAUGUUGGAUGAGGUGUUGCUACCUGUGUGUUAGUAGUAUGAUAGAACAUACCUCUUAUUCCGAACACUAACUGUAGGAGUUUCGAUUGCGAGAUUACAUUUUUUUUUUAAUGUAAAACUAGACCUGAUUACAUAACAUGUUUGAAGUAAUGGAUGAUAUGCACUGACUGACCACUCAGGUUCACACACAUUGAUAUUAUGUGCCUUGUGGGAACCCCUGUGUGUCCUGGAACUAUUGGGGUUUUAUGCUUAACCUGACUAAGGAACUCCAAUACAUAAGAAAGAACAUUAUUUAAACAAUAUCUUCACAAUCUGUCAAUUAGUCAGCAAUCAUGGUUGCCCUAUUAUUAUGUAAUAAAGCAAUUUCUCAGAGUAAUAUUGUAGAUAGAAUUGAUUGGGAACAUUAUUCUAGCUCUCCAUUUUCAUACAUUUGUUUAGGUGUAACUCAAAAUAAAGGUUUGUAAAAGACA